Molecule: messenger RNA, 142 nt
Organism: Racocetra fulgida
Lineage: Eukaryota; Fungi; Glomeromycota; Glomeromycetes; Diversisporales; Gigasporaceae
Source: the annotation of a GenBank genome assembly
AUGUAUCGUCGGGCGUGUGGUACUCUUGAAACAAUUUUCGAGAACGCAAGCGAUGAUGAAAGUUCAACCGCUUUUCAACAUCAAUCUGAAAUUAACCUUAUUGCCGAAGUUGAUUCCAUACAAGCAUCCAAUGAAAAUCGCG